Molecule: messenger RNA, 1357 nt
Organism: Hyla sarda
Lineage: Eukaryota; Metazoa; Chordata; Amphibia; Anura; Hylidae
Gene: SAP30BP
Product: SAP30 binding protein
Exons: 11
Coding region: 147-1052 (301 amino acids)
Biological process (GO): regulation of DNA-templated transcription
Cellular component (GO): nucleus
Source: RefSeq, a predicted model, not a curated record
UUCACCAUCUCCCGCAAACUUCCUCUCAACUUCCGCCGGUCCCGGCGCACACUGAUGAUGUCAGCAGACCUGGGCAUGGUUACCAUGGUGAUUACGUCUCACCUUCCUUCCGGGCCCAGGAGAACGUCACGGCGACGACAAUAGUAAUGGCGGCGAAUAGGAAGAAUGUGCUGUCCUCUCUGGCCGUGUAUGCCGGGGACUCGGAGCCGGAGCCGGAUAGUGAAGGGGAGGUGGACGAGGAAAAUGGUGGGCUGGUGUCCAGGUCAUAUGGACAGGAAAACUUGUCCCGGUUGGAAGAAGAUGGAUCCAACAAAGAGGAUGAUGAGUCAAGCCAACAUUCUGAAGAGAACGAUUCAGAGAAUGAGAAUCAGGAUACUGAUGAAACCAAGGAACAGUCGGAGUUGGAGAAAAAAGAUCCCCAGGAGUUGGUGGCUUCCUUCUCAGAGAGGGUACGAAACAUGUCUCCAGAUGACAUCAGAAUUCCUCCAGAACCACCCGGCCGCUGUUCUAAUAAUCUGCAGGAAAAAAUUCACAAAUUAUAUGAACGAAAGCUGAAAGAAGGGACAGACAUGAAUCAAAUCAUCCAGAAGAAAAAGGAAUUCCGAAAUCCUAGUAUUUAUGAAAAACUCAUCCAGUUCUGUUCCAUUGAUGAACUCGGCACCAAUUACCCUAAGGAUAUGUUUGAUCCUCAUGGGUGGUCGGAAGAUUCCUAUUACGAGGCUCUUGCAAAAGCUCAGAAGAUUGAAAUGGACAAACUAGAAAAAGCAAAAAAAGAACGAACAAAGAUUGAGUUUGUGACUGGAACGAAGAAAGGUACAACCACCAGCGCACCAACUGGGACAACCAGCACCACAACUACAGCUACAGCAGAUGCACAGAAAAGGAAAAGCAAAUGGGACUCUGCAAUACCUUUGACCACCAUUUCCCAGCCCACUAUUCUCACCACUACUGCCACAUUGCCUUCUGUUGUCACAGUAACCACCAGUGCAAGUGGCUCAAAAACGACUGUCAUCUCUGCUGUUGGUACUAUUGUCAAGAAGGCCAAACAGUGAUGGCAGAAGCUGGAUUCCAUGGUGAUAGACUUUCCCGACUCACAGCUGCUCAAUAUUCACAAAACAAAGUUUAUAGGAUGUGAAUUGCUGUGCCAGCAGAUCUAGAAGAUUUACAGCAACAUGGUAAGAGGAAAUGAAUAGAAAGACUCUGUUCCCUUCACUGAAGCCGGGAUCUUCAGUUUUCAAUUCAGUGAACAAAUUGUGAGUUAAACUGAUAUACAUUUUGAAUUAACAGAGCUCUCUACGUAUAGACGUUUGUGUUUGUUUUUUUAAUUCACUAUUAAACAGUUUUUUAUUUAAACUUC